AGAACUACCUGAUGGCCUACACACUAGAUCCGGAGAACGAGCUCACCACACUGCUGCUAUCCAUCACGUUGCUACACCGAGUGAUGACUAAGAAUGUGCAGGAGAGGCAUCUGACGGCACUUGAUGCACUCGCUUAUUUCUACAAAUACUAUACCAAGAGGAAAGGGGACCAGGAGGCUUGCUAUAACCUGGCCCGGUUUUACCUACCAAUUGGGUAG
This is a messenger RNA of Sphaeroforma arctica JP610, 218 nucleotides long. RefSeq lists its product as hypothetical. The record is from RefSeq and is a predicted model, not a curated record. Gene Ontology annotation, biological process: transcription by RNA polymerase III. NCBI's taxonomy places the organism in Eukaryota, Ichthyosporea, Ichthyophonida. The annotation marks the transcript as partial. Gene Ontology annotation, cellular component: transcription factor TFIIIC complex. The transcript has a single exon.